Messenger RNA from Fomitopsis serialis, 189 nucleotides. RefSeq names its product ribosomal protein L34-domain-containing protein. Gene Ontology annotation, cellular component: ribosome; mitochondrial large ribosomal subunit. Gene Ontology annotation, biological process: translation. Gene Ontology annotation, molecular function: structural constituent of ribosome. The annotation marks the transcript as partial. NCBI's taxonomy places the organism in Eukaryota, Fungi, Basidiomycota, Agaricomycetes, Polyporales, Fomitopsidaceae. The record is from RefSeq and is a predicted model, not a curated record. The transcript has a single exon.
CUAUCCGCUCCCUCUCCCGUUCUUCAUGCCUUGCAGCAAGUCCGCUACGGAUCGCGAGGAACGGAGUAUCAGCCCUCGCAGCGGAAGAGAAAGCGCAAGCACGGUUUUCUUGCCCGGAAGAGGAGCCUAAAUGGUCGGAAGGUCUUGGCUCGGCGUAAGGCAAAGGGGCGCUUGUAUCUCUCGCAUUGA